Molecule: messenger RNA, 540 nt
Organism: Penicillium bovifimosum
Lineage: Eukaryota; Fungi; Ascomycota; Eurotiomycetes; Eurotiales; Aspergillaceae
Exons: 2
Coding region: 1-540 (179 amino acids)
Source: RefSeq, a predicted model, not a curated record
AUGCCCUCCAAUAAGGAUCGGAUAUACGUUGCGCUGUAUGCACGAGGUGGCAGACCUACUAUGCCAGGGAAGGAGGACACGUAUCACUGGGCUGUGAUGAUAGGACCCAAAAUGGAGACCGAGGAUUCCAAUGGUGUCCGUUAUAACGCGAAGGAAAUACUAGAUCCGGGAGGAAACCCUACCUGGGAGUAUGAAGAGCUCGACUGUAAUAUGGGAGCUACCCACAUGUUGCUCAUUCGUAUCAUGGUCGGCAAGGUAGCGAAUGGACGUCGCACAAUCGAAGUCCUGCGCAAUACGCCUAUGCGACAAGGCGAGCCUGGGUGGAAUUGCGUUGGAUGGGUAAAGGAAGCGCUCGAAAGACUCAAGGCCGAUGGAAAGGCUUUAGGCACGAGCAACCUCGAGUGGAGCACAGUUAGAAACAAGGCGAUGGAAUAUUGCCAACACAAGAAGGACCAGCACCGAUUUGAUGGACAGGGAGACUUUGACAUCAGGAAACCUCCAACUUUCGAUUUGCUGGAGGACCGAGAGGUCAUCAUAUAA